GCUCUAACAAGAUAGCGAUUGCAAAACAUUGACUGCAUGAGUCAUACAACAUCAGCCACCGGAUUGGAAACAGACAUCAAAGUUGCGAGGGCUACGAAGGGACGCCUGACUCACUGAAGAGGAUGGAAGUUGGGAAGGAUAUGACCACAUCAGAGACAUUCUGUGAGUGUGUACCCAGCUCCUCCCAGCUCAAACAUCGCUGGUCAGACUCAGAAACUGCCAGGGAGACCCCUGCCAAGAGGAUGAGCUGCAGCUACCUGCUCUGCACUAUCCUGCUCUUUGUGGCUGUAUUGCUGGCUGUCACUGUAACUGGCACCAUCCUUUUUAUGAAUCACUACCAGGCCCCACCCAUGUCUGAUGGCCUUCCCCACAUCUCUACCAAUCAGGACGAAGCUAAUGCCCUGGUCACCGUUGAGAGAGGCGAUGGCUCUCGCAUCAACAUCUUCAUCGACCCCAACUGCCCCGACUAUAACAGUAACUUUUUGCGGCUGGAGGGUGUGCAGACCUCACUGCUCCACUCACUAACCGAUCACGACUCUGACCUGAAGUCAGUGAAAGGCCAGGAUCGGGCUCUGCUUGUCAGUCUGGCUGAGGAGGUGGCCAAGCUGUCAGCCCACGCAGGGCAACUGAAAAUGGACUAUGAAUCCCUACGCAGGGGGCAAGGCAGCCUGGGGCAGGACCUUAACACACUGCAGACUGAGCAGGGACGCCUCAUACAGCUGCUGUCAGACAGCCAGGUCAACAUGGUGAAGGUGGUGAACUCGGUGAGUGAUGCUCUUAAUGCCAUGCAGAAGGAGAACGUGGGCCUGAAGGCGCGUGUCAAGGCCGACUUGCAGAGGGCACCAGUCAGAGGGGCUCGUUUCAAGGGCUGCUCCAAUGGCUCGCGUCCCCGUGACUGUGGUGAUCUGUACGCCAGUGGUCAGAGAGAGGAUGGUAUCUACUCCGUGUUUCCUGUUCACCACCCCGCAGGCUUUCAGGUCUACUGUGACAUGACCACAGACGGAGGAGGCUGGACAGUGAUCCAGCGCAGAGAGGACGGCUCGGUCAAUUUCUUCAGAGGAUGGGAGUCCUAUCGUGAGGGAUUUGGAAAGAUCACUGGUGAACACUGGCUUGGGCUGAAGCAGAUCCAUGCCCUGUCCAUCCAGGGGAACUACGAGCUACGUAUCGACUUGGAGGACUUUGAAAAUAGCACCGCAUACGCCCAUUACGGUACCUUUGGAGUGGGCCUCUUCUCAGUGGACCCUGAUGAUGAUGGAUACCCUUUGACUGUGGGAGACUAUUCUGGCAAUGCAGGUGACUCUCUACUGAAGCACAAUGGGAUGAAGUUCACCACAAAAGACAGGGAUAACGACCACUCGGAGAAUAACUGCGCCUCCUUCUACCAUGGUGCCUGGUGGUACCGCAACUGCCACACCUCUAACCUUAACGGCCAGUACCUCCGUGGUCAGCACACCUCCUAUGCCGAUGGCAUCGAGUGGUCCUCCUGGACUGGCUGGCAGUACUCACUCAAGUUCUCUGAGAUGAAGAUACGGCCCACCCGUGACCCUGAAAAUAAAUGAAACAGACAAAAGCGGAAUAAAAAAAGAAGACAUUUUUGAAACAUUACAAACCAGACAGCUAGGCGGAAUUACUUGUCUUGAUAUUGUUUAUUCACUAAAUCAUAACUCUUUGAGUUUAGUUGACUACUGUUUGCCUCCUGAUGUCUCUCUUCCUUCUUGCUCCUCUUCCUCCAUCACUCAGCUACUAGUUAUGCCGGCUGCCAUAAUCCUUCCCCUGGUCCCUUUCUUUAAAUAAUAAUGUGUUCGUGAUGCCCUUAUUUUUUGAUCAUUCGGUUCACAAAUACAGCAUACCAGAGCCCUGAGCCCACAGUCCACUGCGCUAGCUUUACUCAGUCUGGAUUGGUGGUCCAACCGGCCCCUGCAGAAAUACACAUCAGCGAUUUCCUUCUGGCAUCUAUCUGUGACUCCCAAUCUGUGCUGACAUGGCACAUAGGCUGUUGUUCAGUCUCACUGCCCAUUGCUAUAUAAUCUGUGAAUGGAGAGGGUUGCUCCAAAUAUGACAGAAAAAGACAAACCCUUCACAAAAUAUGAACAGGAGAUACAGAUUCUACUUUUUUACCCUCUGCAAAUGGAAGUCUAGUGUUUUUACCAGUGAGAAGGGACAGCGCAGUGGUACACUAUGUCACAUUUACAUCCUUGAUCUGCAUGAAUAAGACCCAGCAGGGUAGUGGCAAGAAUUGCGGGGUCUCAGAUAAUGAAAGGGAGACAGAGGCAUAGAGAAUGAGGAGACAAUUUGACAAGGUUUAAAUUGUUCGAAGGAAAGUGGGGAAGAGUGACUCAAACAGAAGAGUGGAAGUGGAAGAAGAGGAGGUGCAGAUGAAAAAGAGGAAUGAAAAAAAGAAAGAGACAACGGAGGAUCUCAUUCAUCUGACUUGGGCCAUUAGGGAGCAUAUUGGGCACUUUGUCUGAUCUGCCUGCCAGCUGAAUACUGGCCAACUGAUGCAGCACUCACAGAUGGUAA
This is a messenger RNA of Xiphias gladius (swordfish), 2520 nucleotides long. Its product is annotated as fibrinogen C domain-containing protein 1-like. Bases 123 to 1559 code for a protein of 478 amino acids. Lineage: Eukaryota; Metazoa; Chordata; Actinopteri; Istiophoriformes; Xiphiidae. The transcript has 8 exons. The record is from RefSeq and is a predicted model, not a curated record.